AUGUCGGCCCCUACUCAUAGGCAUCGGUCAAAGUCUGCUCCUCGGGGCAGAUCACCUGACCCCAGAGCUUUGAGAAAGGCUGCAAAAUCAAUCAAGGACAAGAGUUCUGGGUAUGUGACACCACCACCCAACAGCAGCAAGGAUGACCGCAGUUCCGGCAGCAAGAAGUCUGAUCCAGUCAGGCGCAAGAUCAGCUUUGGUGAGAACAAGGUGCAUCAUAUCGAAGCAGAGAACAUAUCGCCUGCGGACAUGAGUAGCAAGAGGGCUGCAAAGAUCAUUUCUUCUUUGAAGGACCCCUCUGACAAGUCGACCGCAGAGAAAAAGGAAGCCGACGCUUCGGACUCUGACCAGGAUGUAAAAGUGAAGGCAAAGAAGCGUUCCAAAGAAAGCGAGCGGCAAGACAAGAACAAGAAGACAAAGACCGAAGAAGAUAGCAGUGAGAGUGAGAAGGAAGAUAAGAAGGACGAGAAGAAGCUGAAGGAAGAGAAGAAGCAUAAGGAAGAGAAGAAGCAGAAGGAAGAGAAGAAGCAGAAGGAAGAGAAGAAGCAGAAGGAUAAUGAAAAGGAGAAGGCACAGGUGAAAGAGAAUACACGCGCAAAGAAGGAAAAGGAGCAGAAAGCAGAGGAGAAGGAAGAGAGCGAGGACGAUGAGAGUGAGGAAGAGAGUGAGGAACAAGAGAGUGAGGAGGAAUCCGGUGGUGAGAACAGCGGCAAUAGCCAGGAUGAGGACAGUGAAGAUGGAAGUGAGGAGAGUGGCUCUGCAGAGUCUGGUGAAGAUGAAAGUGAAUGUGAUGAGGAGAGUGAAAGUGAAGAUGGUGCAAACGACAGCGAAGAUGAGUCUGAGAAGAAGGAGGCGCCAGGCAUUCUGAAAAAGAUGGACGCACCACCCUCUGAAAAUGGGUCUGAUGACUCAGAGGAGGAUCAGAGUGAUGAGAGUGAUGAUGAAGAGAGCUGUGAGGAGGACAAAGAGAAGGUGAAGAAGAAGGAAAAGGUGUCAAAGAAGGAUAAGACAAAGAAGAAGAAGAAGAAGGAUAAGAAGGAGAAGGAUAAGAAGGAGAAGGCUGAAAAGAAGAAGGGUGAAACGAAGGAUGAAAAGAAGAAGGAUGAAAAGAAGAAGGAUGAAAAGACCGAUGGCAAGGAGGAUAAGGAGAAGGAUGGGAAGAAAAAGAAGGGCGAAAAGAAGAGAAAGUCAAUGGACAGACAUACGGAUGAGCCAUCAAAGAAAGAACACAAGGCAGAGGACGAAGAGAAGGAAGGAAAGGUAUGGACUUCCACCAAGUACAGAGCUGAAUGGCAAAAGUUUGGCAGGCAGCAGCUGUUCAACGAGUUCAUGGAAUCCGGAAAAAACUUUGCUGAGGUGGAGGCCCGUUUCGAGCAGAUCAUCCCGGACCCCGAGCUUCCGGGGGAGGACGAGUUGCUCUACUUUGUCCUUGUUGAGUUCAACUUGGAGGACAUCAAGGAAAUGAAGCGUGUCAUUCAGUUGGAGAUGACCGGUACCCUUGACAGAGAUGGGUUGAAAUCCUUUGUCGAAGCUGGAGGCUGCUUGGAUGGGAAGCAGCAUCUAGCAGUGGGCGAGCUGCAGUCAGCAGCCGGCAUGAGUAAGAUGAUCAAUGAGGUGGGCUUGGGAGCGAAGGCAAAGAACAAACCGAAGCCAGGUGGUGGUGGAAACCCUAAAGAGAAGGAGGUCAAGAAAGUUGAGCCAGAGACACCACUAGCACUAGCAAAAGAGCUGGUAGAGAAGAUUUUGAAGGACAUGAAUGAAUGCAGGAACUAUGCCUUCAACCUCAAGCCCCACUCCAUGUCGCAAGAACUCAUCGAGCAGCUGAAGGCUUGUUCAGUUGCACUUGGCGAGCAAGCAGAGCUGCUUCAACAAAAGAUCAAAGCAAAAGCCAACAAGAACAAAGAUUAUGCAGACCUUGUGACUAAGGUGGAAGAACUUCGCAAGAUUGCCAAAGAGCGAGUGACCCUGGCGAAAGCGUUGAUCCGAGCUGUUGACAAGCCAGCAAAAGCGGCUGCCAAGUCAAAACCCAAGGAUCCUUCCUCAAGUUCCAAGACCAAAUAG
Messenger RNA from Durusdinium trenchii, 2061 nucleotides. The record is from the annotation of a GenBank genome assembly. NCBI's taxonomy places the organism in Eukaryota, Dinophyceae, Suessiales, Symbiodiniaceae.